AUGAGCCAGCCAACUUCGCCAGUAGACAAAGAUUGGUUGAACAACGACUAUGAGAUCAAGGAACAAGACCGAUUCCUUCCGAUUGCCAAUGUCGGACGUGUGAUGAAAAAGGCUCUACCAUCCCACGCCAAAUUAUCAAAAGAAUCCAAAGAAUGUGUCCAGGAAUGUGUGUCUGAGUUUAUAUCUUUCAUAACCAGUCAGGCAGCAGACAAAUGUAAACUUGAAAAGAGAAAAACCCUAAAUGGUGAAGAUAUUCUCUGGUCAAUGUAUAUCCUCGGUUUUGAAAAUUAUGCUGAGACUUUAAAGAUUUAUCUAGCCAAAUACCGUCAAGUAAGUAAUUACACAACAUUUUUCAAAUGUCAAGAUCAAUACUAA
This is a messenger RNA of Scheffersomyces stipitis CBS 6054, 375 nucleotides long. It is a transcript of the gene HAP3, whose product is annotated as Hap3p. The coding region runs from base 1 to 375 and encodes 124 amino acids. Gene Ontology annotation, cellular component: CCAAT-binding factor complex. The record is from RefSeq and is a predicted model, not a curated record. Gene Ontology annotation, molecular function: protein heterodimerization activity; RNA polymerase II cis-regulatory region sequence-specific DNA binding; DNA-binding transcription activator activity, RNA polymerase II-specific. The transcript has 2 exons. Lineage: Eukaryota; Fungi; Ascomycota; Pichiomycetes; Serinales; Debaryomycetaceae. Gene Ontology annotation, biological process: regulation of transcription by RNA polymerase II.